CCAUUUUUCGGCAGAUUUUGAAUUUCUGUCAAUGUUCUCGUUAUCAUAUAUAUUUUUUAUUUUUAAUUUAAAUGAAUCCCAAGAUUGUUAAUUUCAAUCAUUAACCAGUGAGUGUUUUAGUUUUGAUAAAUUAGAAAUGACAGUCCUUUUAACAGCAGACUGGACACCUUUUGGAAAGGAUGACUACUUCAGGAAAUUUGAAGUAUACAACAUGGAAUGGUCUGAUAUUGAUCUAAAUACAUUGUCAUUAACAUCAACUUCAUUUGGUGGUCCUGUAGCUGUUAUUCGAGAUCGUAACAAGUUUGUUAAGGUUCAGGGUAGUGGAAAACCUAUAAUAACUAUAUAUACAACAUCUGGAGUCUAUAUAUCUUCAUUUAAUUGGAGUAGUGGACAAAUAGUUCGGCUUGGAUGGACCUCUUCACUCGAUCUGUUAUGUAUUAUGGAAGAUGGGCACGUGCUAAUGUAUGAUAUAUUCUCCAAUUACCGACAUACAUUUAGUAUGGGCCAGGAAGCUAUUGAUACCAAGGUCAUUGAUGCCAAAGUAUUUUAUACAGCUCAAAGCACGGGGAUAGCAGUUUUAACUGCUGCUCAUAGAAUAUUUCUAAUAAAUAGCGUAAAUGAACCUAAAGUUAGAAGAUUGCCUGAAAUCCCAGGUGUACAUAAUGCUUCUGUGUGCUGGGAGGUAAUGUGUGAAGACAGACAUAGCAAAGUUUUGUUCGCAAGAGGAAAAGAUUUAUAUAGCCUGAAUGAAGCAGAACAGAAUGCUGUUGUAUUGGAUGUUGAUCUUGGUGAUGAUGUGUAUAUGAUUAAAGCUAUGGCUGUGUCAUAUGACUUUAAACUCUUGGCAAUAUUUACUGAUAGAGGUAAAUUGUGGAUUGGAAAAUCAGAUCUUAGUAAAUGUUUCAGACUGUAUGAUGUAAGAAAUACAUUGAUUCCUGUUCAGUUAGUGUGGUGUGGAAAUGAUGCAGUUAUUAUCAAUUGGGGUAUGAUAUUAGAAGUGAUUGGUUUAAAAGAAGAAUGUAUUAAAUAUCACUAUGAUGAGUCAGUAUUUCUUGUCCAAGAAGUGGAUUGUGUGAGAGCUAUCACUUUACAAUCUAUGGAUAUAAUACAGAAAGUUCCACAAGUAGUAAGAGAUAUUUUUCGAAUCAGUGGCACAGCUCCUGGGUCAUUUUUACUCGAAGCUUCAAAACAAUUUAAGAAAAAAAAUCAUCGGUCUAAUGAAUACCUCCAUAUAGUCAAACCAAAAUUGUUUUUAGCUGUACAACAAUGUGUUGAAGCUGCUGGCCAUGAAUUCAAUACUGAAACUCAGAAAAUGUUGAUUAGGGCUGCCCAGUUUGGCAAGAUAUACCUUGAUGAUUGCAGUCCAGAAAAUUAUGUUACUAUGUGCAGGGUGUUAAGAUGUAUAAAUGCGGUUCGCAGUCCUAAAAUUGGAAUUCCUAUAACACACACUCAACUUUACACACUUACAGUACAGGGUCUAAUGAAGCUCCUCAUGAUACGGCAUCAUCAUUUCUUGGCUUUAGAUUUAGCAGCAUUUUUGAAGAUGCCAGAAUCUAGUAAUGUAAUACGUCUGCAUUGGGCAUGCUAUAAGGUUAAACAUAGUAAUCGUAACAAAGAUCAAGUUGCCAAAGAAAUAGCUGAGAAAUUAGGAUUUAACAAAGGAGUGUCCUAUACAGAAAUUGCUAAAAAAGCUGCAGAUUGUGGUAAAACUGAGCUAGCAAUAAAGAUUAUAGAAUAUGAACCUUUAGCUAACUUGCAAGUCCCUUUACUUUUGCGACUGGGUGAAGAUCGCACGGCAUUGGUGAAGGCUAUAGAAAGUGGUAAUACUGAUCUUGUUUAUACUGUACUUUCUCAUAUGCGUGAGAAUAUUCCUCUUGGAAAGUUUCAGAUGGAAAUUAGAGGUUUUCCUUUGGCCCAAGCACUUUAUUUGAAAUAUUGCAGAUUACAUAAUAAGGAUACGUUAAAGGAUGUUUAUACUCAAGAAGAUGAUCAUAAGUCUCAAGCUGUUUGCUAUAUUAGAGAAAGUUUAGAUCCUAAAAAUUCAGGUAUGCGGGAAGCUUCUUUGGUGGCUGCACAGGAAAGUUACAAAAAGGCUAAAUUGGAUCUUCAUGCUUCUUUCUGUGAAGAACAACUGAAGCUUUUAAAGUAUCAACGUAGUUUGGAAGAAAAAUUUAAGAGAGACUUUGUAGGAAAAUCACUUCAUGCCACCGUUAAACUUCUUUUAAGUGCCCAAGAAGUAAAACUUGCAGAUAAACUUAGAACAGAAUAUAAAGUUCCUGACAGAAGGUACUGGUGGCUUAGAGUUCAAGUGCUUGGUGAACUUGGUGACUGGUUCGAGCUAGAAAAGUUUUCAAAGUCCAAGAAAUCAUACAUUGGAUAUGAGCCUUUCCUUGAUAUAUGCCUCAAAUACGGUAAUCGAUAUGAAGCUCAGAAAUAUUUACCCCGAGUAAGGGAAGAACUUAAAGUGAAAUAUCUUGUAAAACUAGGUAUGAUGGAAGAAGCUGCACAGGCUGCAUUCGAUCAAAAGGAUCGUGAAGCUUUGAAAUAUGUUGAAUCAAAAUGUGAUCCUGAUUUAUUAGAAAAAGUUGGAAGCUUCCUUCGACAAUUGCCAAAAUAAUGUUUUUUGGUUCAAUAGAGGGAUAUAAAUAUUAUACCAUGAUUCGUACACCAUUGGUUUGGUAUAAAUACAUAUACUUAUUUUGUUAUUCAUCUAGAAAUUUUAUAAGAAAAUUUGUAUUCAGUUUCAUUUAUUUAUUAAUUUAUUGUAUUUGUUGAUAUAUUAUUUGCUGUAUGUAAAAUUUUAUGUUCUUCCUAUUGUAAAUAUUAAUUUGUAUAAAUAAUAA
This is a messenger RNA of Nezara viridula (southern green stink bug), 2843 nucleotides long. NCBI's taxonomy places the organism in Eukaryota, Metazoa, Arthropoda, Insecta, Hemiptera, Pentatomidae. The record is from the annotation of a GenBank genome assembly.